This is a messenger RNA of Lutra lutra (Eurasian river otter), 10379 nucleotides long. RefSeq names its product calcium/calmodulin dependent protein kinase IV (gene CAMK4). The record is from RefSeq and is a predicted model, not a curated record. The transcript is spliced from 13 exons. Gene Ontology annotation, biological process: protein phosphorylation. Lineage: Eukaryota; Metazoa; Chordata; Mammalia; Carnivora; Mustelidae. Gene Ontology annotation, molecular function: calmodulin binding; ATP binding; calcium/calmodulin-dependent protein kinase activity. Bases 419 to 1831 code for a protein of 470 amino acids.
CAUCUCACUCCCCCUCCUCACUGUUUCAUCCAGUAAUUCUGUGUGGAGUUCAGCGAGAUGUUGGAGAUACCAUUGCAAAUGAGACGAGGUUCCUGACCCCCAACUCCCGGAGAUGAGCCAUGGAGGAGGAAAGGCUGCACAGCAUCUACCUUUCUGGAGCCAGGGGAGGCUGCAUGGAGAAGAGGACAACUGCCAUAGAUCUUGAAAGAAAGCCUUCAGAGGUUGAGAGUGAACCAGACACAGCAAACACCUGCCCUUUCAGGAGCUCCAACCGUGCUAAAGGAGGCAGUGCCAACGGCAGCACAACAGCAUCUCUUCCAACUGAAGACUUCACUCAAAGGCGGCAGCAGGCGGCGGGGCUUCUCGCUCCGGCAGCGGCGGCGACAGCGGUGGCGGCUUCCGGAGUCCCGCCGCGAAGAUGCUCAAAGUCACGGUGCCCUCGUGCUCUGCCUCGUCCUGCUCUUCGGUCACUGCCAGUGUGGCCCCAGGGGCCGGGAGCCUCAUCCCGGAUUACUGGAUCGAAGGUUCCAACAGGGAUGCUUUGAGCGAUUUCUUCGAGGUGGAGUCGGAGCUGGGACGGGGUGCUACAUCCAUUGUGUACAGAUGCAAACAGAAGGGGACCCAGAAGCCUUAUGCUCUCAAAGUGUUAAAGAAAACAGUGGACAAGAAAAUUGUAAGAACUGAGAUAGGAGUUCUUCUUCGCCUCUCACAUCCAAACAUUAUAAAACUUAAAGAGAUAUUUGAAAGCCCUACAGAAAUCAGUCUGGUCCUAGAACUGGUCACAGGAGGAGAACUGUUUGACAGGAUUGUGGAGAAGGGGUAUUAUAGUGAACGAGAUGCUGCAGACGCUGUUAAACAAAUCCUGGAGGCAGUUGCCUACCUACAUGAAAAUGGGAUUGUCCAUCGUGAUCUCAAACCAGAGAAUCUUCUCUAUGCAACUCCAGCCCCAGAUGCACCACUCAAAAUAGCUGAUUUUGGACUCUCUAAAAUUGUGGAACAUCAAGUACUCAUGAAGACAGUGUGUGGAACCCCAGGGUACUGCGCACCUGAAAUUCUUAGAGGCUGCGCCUAUGGACCUGAGGUGGACAUGUGGUCUGUAGGAAUAAUCACCUACAUCUUACUUUGUGGAUUUGAACCAUUCUAUGAUGAAAGAGGUGAUCAGUUCAUGUUCAGGAGAAUUCUGAAUUGUGAAUACUACUUUAUCUCCCCCUGGUGGGAUGAAGUAUCUCUAAAUGCCAAGGACCUGGUCAGAAAACUAAUUGUUCUGGAUCCUAAGAAACGCCUGACUACCUUCCAAGCUCUCCAGCACCCAUGGGUCACAGGUAAAGCUGCCAAUUUUGUACACAUGGAUACUGCUCAAAAGAAGCUACAAGAAUUCAAUGCCCGGCGCAAGCUCAAGGCAGCAGUGAAGGCCGUAGUGGCCUCUUCCCGGCUGGGGAGCGCCAGCAGCAGCCACAGCGGCAUCCAAGAGAGCCAGAAGGCUAGCCAAGCAUCAUCUCUGAUCCAGGAUGGCAGUGAAGAUGUUAAAGCUAUUUUGGAAGGAGAGGAAGUUCAAGGAGGUGGGGCCCAAGUGGCAGCUGAGGGGGCAGAGGCUGAGCUGAUGAAGGUACAGGCCAUAGGGGAAGUAAAAGAUGCUGAUAGAAAUGCUACCAACAUGGUGCCCAAGGCACUAGAGGAUAGGAUAAAGGUGGCUGACCUGGAAAUAGAGGAGGGCCUAGCAGAGGAGAAGCUGAAGACCGUGGAGGAAGCAGCAGCCCCCAAAGAGGGGCAAGAAAACCCAGCUCUGGGAUUUGGAGCUCAGCAAAAUGAUGUGAUCCUGCCAGAGUACUGAUCUGGUUUCUUCUCAAUCUAGAAGUCAAAUUCUGGCAUCUUACGCAUUUUGUCCUUCAGCAAGGAAGGUGUGGAAGCAUGAUAUGCACUAUAGUGAUUCUGUUUUUUGAGGUGCAAAAAAAAAUACAUAUCAGUUGGUAAUCCUAAAUUCAUGCAUGUGACUGCUUUAUGAAAAAAUAGUGUCUUCUAUGGUAUGCAACGGAUACCUAAUGCCGAGGAGUUAAAUUUGAAAUCACAAGUAAAUACAACAUAACAUUUAAAAACAUACAUGUUCAGGGACCAGUAGCACACAUUGAAGUAACUAGUAAAUUGUUAUUGCUUUGAAAACCUAGUCAUCAUAUAUCCUUUGGAUUUCUUCAUAAAGCAGUAAUUCCUUUCAGCUCUCGCUUCACUAAUAUUAGGUAGUGCUCUAAGAUGUGUCCCAUUGCAUUCACAUCAUACUUUUCAGAUGUGUUCAGACUAUCCAAUGUGUUCAAACUGUUUACAAGGAGAUGGUUACAGGCUACAGUUUCAUGAUACAUACAAAAAAAAUCCCACUUACAAUGGUAAGAGAUUGAAGCAUACUUAAGGGUCAUGAAACAGAAUGCACUUAGAGCUUAUGUAGAGAAUGCUUUCUUAUUUUGUCCUUAUUUAUACAUACUAUAUUAUGAAUAACCAAAAAUGUCCUAUCACAAAUUCCUGCCAUUUUACAAUCCUGGAGAAGGUAUUUUACAAACUCCUGCUGAGGAAUGUAUUCCUUCCUUCCCCUGCUAAUGGCAGUUUCUUUCUCAUGGAGAACACUUAAGGUGGGCUCUGGAAAUUGAGGGAAGAAGAGGAGCUAAGACCUGAACUUACACUCACAAAGGUUGACUGCUUGUCAUUUUGAUAAAAUUGGAUUUACUCAUGAGUUUGUACAACUUUAAAGACAGUGACGGUUUUAUGGAUAAACUCUACAAUUACCAAGUUUCAAAUAUUCAGAAAAAUCUACCCCACAGGCUGGUGUCCAAUGUCUGAAUAGAGUGAGAAUAAUAUUCCAUUAUAAGAUCAUUCAAUAUAGACUUAACUAGAUUAAGGAAACUUUUGUUUGUGAAAUUCCUUUUUUCCUUCAGUUGAUAGUUACCUUAUGAACUAUUGCUUAUGAACUAAAGAUAUUUCUGAAAAUCUGUUUUCUCUUUUUUUCAUACUUGGAAUAGUAUUGCCCAAAUUUUACCAUCUAAUUUUUAGUUUCCAUGCCAAGAAAUUUAGGACAGUGCAGCAUUUUAUUUACCUUAAAAAAAUGAAAAGAAAGCACUGAUUUCAAAUCAGACUUAUGAGAAACUGUAAUUUUAGACCUAAUAAUAGAAUUAUUAGACCUAAUAAUUCACCAUGAUUUUUUUCAAAGUAUUUUUCUUUGAUUUUCAUAUGAACACUUUUCCCCCAUAGAAAUCACACUUAAAUUCCAAGGACUUCUAUUUCUAGCUUGAGUUGAAGUGAACAUUUUUGUCGAUUUAUGCAUCACAAUUUUAAGUUUCCUCAGUUUUAAAAAAGGAAUAUUCUCAAAGACCAAAAUGAUGGACAGUAAAAAUGACUGUCACAGAAAAAUCCUUAUCAAAAAAAGAUCUUAUAUUAUUUUGGCUCUUCCUCAAAACUGUGAAAUUGGAAAACGAAAUUAAAUCUCCGGUUCCUGGGGGCUACUGGACCUUGGGAGACAUUCUGCUUUCCAAGUGCAAAACUUCCUUCUUGAAAGGAGAAAAGGUAGGACUUCUCAUCGUCCCUCGUUUAGGGGCCUGGCAGUUGACCAACAUGGACAAAGGAAAAAAGCCCUUAAGGGCACAUCAUCUGGGUUCAGAAGAACAUUUUUUGUUUGGAUUUAUUUUUAUUAGCUAGUAGAGAGUACUUAUCCUCUUCCGCAUUUCUCUCCUUCCCUCUUUAUCCUCUCUCGGAAUUUCCAUGUUAGUAAUUGUAAAGGGCUCACUAUUUUUAAUCUUUAAGAAUGCCUUUUUCACUAAGCAUUAACAUUUCCAUGUAAGAUCAGUUGCCUGGUGUACCUUUCCUAAUGAGACUUAACAGGCAUACAGGGUAAGUGUCCCAUAUAUUGGCAAAGGAAAGAAGAGAGGGAAAUGGAUCUUCUUAGAAGUGGUAAUUAGUUGGAAGAUCAGUACAUACUGCCCCUCCCGGCCCACUGUUCCAAGGGAGGGCAGUUGUUCUGUCGUUCCAUCGCUCAGGCCUGACUGUGCCUCUGGGCCUCAUGUAGCAGGAGCCAUGAAGAAAGACAAUCUUGAAUUAUGUUCCCAUUAAAAAAAAAGUCUAAUUGGAAUCCCAGUGGUUUUUUUCCAAACUUUAAGAGCUCAUUUGUCCCACAAACGCAUAAAUAAGGUAGAAAUUAGAAUAAUAUGAUUGCAGAAGUUAUCAUCUAGAACAAGUACUGUUAUUCCAAUGUAUAAUCAAUAUGAAAACUCAAUGAGAUAUUUUGAAUUUUGAAUUUUUAUACUAAGUUUUCAAAAUCAGGAGUACAUGUUAUACCUUUAGUACAUCAAGUGAUUAAUAGCCACAUGUGACUAGUGGCUAAUGUAUUGGAACAAAACUGUUCUAUAGUACUUCUUAAGCAAGAUGACACAUGGAUUGCCAAUGCUUGGAUUUGAGCUGCCUCAGUUUCACAUGGAUGAGCUGGUAGGAGGACAAAAAGAAAAUGGUUCAGAAGUGUCAUAGACUGAAAUAAGUAAAAACUCUUGGCCACAUCUGCUUAAUCAUGUGUUUCAAAGGGAUGUUUCCCAACAUGACUUUUAGAAAACAGUACUUUCCUGGGCAUUGCAAAAUUGUCUGUUGGCUACAAUCCCUCGAGUCCUCCUUUGGGCCCUGGAAUCUUGACCACCGGCUAGAGUCUCCUGAGUACUGCCAUAAAGUCAAUAGUAUUCUUAUGUAUGAAAAUUUACUGUGAGCAAACCAUGAGCCCCCAUUCAGGAGGGACGGCACAAAAAAUGUUAAUAGGAUUUUGUAGGGCUGGACUAAGCUGAGCAUCAUUUUCUAACAGGCAAUCUUUCUACAAAUCUACUGAAACAUACCAAAUUUGCAUGAUAAAGAUUAUAUGAUGAGGAGGAGGAUGAUAUCCCAGUAACCCCCAAAAUGGGAAUGAUCACCGGCUGGCAUUUUUUAGAUUUCCUUAGAACGAUUUAAUCAACACUGCCAUUAUACAUGGAUUCAAAAGACUUAGAAUUUUCUUACAUACUGCUAUUUUAGAAUAAUCCUCAAGGUUCUAUAGCCAUUUUUAGUGGCAAACUUAAAAAAGAAAGGAAUAGCUUGCCUUUUACUGUGACCUCAAUUACAUAGUAUUUUAAACACAUUUUGUAAUUUAGAACGUCUAGCAAUCCUUAUUUCCAGUUUUACAUGCAAGGUAACUGCUGGUGGGUUGCCUACAGACCGAAGAUUUAAAGAGAGCCAUUUUGUUUCAUAAUUCAGUUUUUAUUCCACAGAAGCAUCUGGUUGCAUUUCAAAUUGGAAAACAGAAGUAAAUGCCAGAAAAGGCAAAGAAUAAAAUUAGUAAACCAUUUAUUUGGUUUUAGGAUUGUUCUUGCAAAGUAAAUGAAAAAAGAAAAAAGGAAAAAAGUCAACGAAGUGAAUCAGCACUCGGUUUUUCUGGAUGAAGGUUGACGCCACAUAAAACUGAAAUAAAUAUAAUGAGCAGAGUCAUUUACAUAACUACAAUGCCAUUAUGUAAUUUACUUGUCAUUGCAGAGUAUUCGGUCUGGUUAUGUAGGUCUAUUUUAGACGGUGCAAAGUUUCCAGACAUUUGCCUACAUAAUAGGAUUUGUAAUAUCCUUGCAAUUACUGUCUAUUAGGUCAUAUUCCAAUUUCCUUAAUGUUCAUCAUGGAUAUGUUCCUGAUUAGGGUCAUUGUCAUCAUCUGAGCAUUUACUGGUUAAAUACUGCUUAAUGGCUAGACUCUCUCUAUGUCAUCGGUGUUUUUUAGAAACAUUUAUGUGCAUGCAAACACAAUGGCAUUAUAAUAUUCAUAACUAUAUGAUAAGCAGAAAUGUACCCAAUAACUUUCUAUACAUUUUUUUCAAAGUCCUUUUCUUCCCCUGGCACAACUCAGGGUGAGAUUCUGGCUCCUUGACAAAUAAGGGAAAAAAAGACCACUGGAGAGAUACCAGCUACCCACCAUGGUUACCAAGUUCAGCAUUUUCUCUUUCUACAUUCUCAUCUACUAAGGGCCAGUUUUUGUCAUUACUCCUUUCAGAUAUCACCUGAGUUCAGAUAAUACAAUCUCAGCUCACAAAGCCCAACCACUUAUAUACUUAUCUUGGAGAGCAAUAACAAACUUGACUAAUUUAUGUUUGCUUGUUUAAAAUUCUGAUUUUCAUAAAUGCUUGUGAUAUACUCUAGAGGAUUUGAUUGCAUGAUUUUAACAUCCUUCAAGACUCAGCCUUUUCCCUAUCACCUGGCCCAGAGGUCCACCUAGAGCAAGAUGGAAGCCUUGAAUGAGAGCGGACCAUCUGACUCCUUUGCAGGAAUCAGACAUUACUCAGAAGACUCCAGGUGUCCGACCUGGUGGAGCUUAAAUGAGCCAAAAGUGGAAAGAAAGCUCUUCCCGUGCACUGACUGAAAGUGAUGCUAUUUGAAUAUUGGUAUAUUGCCAUUAUUCAGUAAUGAAAAAAUGGGACUCCACCAGUCAGCUACCCUUUCCCAUAUCUUGAUUUGCUACCGCUUGUCCCAAAUCAAUGUUUUGUUCCAUCCUUCUGGCUGUCAGGCUGCUCUCUCAGCUUGUGAUAUCUUCUAAAACCCGGAAGGAAGAUCCCAGACUUGCUGGAGAAAUGCAGGGCCCUUGGUGGCCCAGAAUUUAGUCUGAAACUUUGAACAGCAACGCUAAGGCUACACAAUCAUGCUUGUUCUUAAUAGUUGUUUUCAGCACAUUUUGAAGAUUGACCUGGAAAAUCCAUGGAUAUGGAAUGUUUAUAUCUGUGUAAUCUUUGCUAUGACCCAUUGUUAAAAAUGACAGCUACUUAAUCUUCAGUCAGUUAAAAAUAGUAUUUCUUUCCCAUUUAGGAGAUUUGGGGGCACUCAAAUACAAUGGGCUUCACAUUAGAAUUUUGGAAGCUGUUUUUUCCCUAAGUGUUCUCACUCUGACAACAAUUUGUGGAUAAAAAUUUACUAGGUUGGUCCUUUCUUUGUCCUUUCCUUGAACCAUGUAUAGUAGUUCAUCUGGUUUGUAAAAGAUAAAAAUAUGACUAUAAAUUGAAAACUGUCAUAACUGCCUCCUGUUAAACUGACCUGUUUUAUUGCCUAUCAUGUAGCAACUCCUAGUAACAUAGAGUACAAAUAGUAUAUUCAUGAGUUAUGAUUUUGUUUACUUUUUAUAAUCGAGGUUAUUACUUGAGUUAUAAGUUCUCAAGGUGUUUCUAUUCAUACACCCUUAGUCUCAGUAUUAUUUCAUAUUUCUCAGUCCUCCCAAAGCCAAAAAAAUUAUCUAACAUGUCCAUUUAUUAAUUAGGUAGGCCCACACAACAUAAUAGUAGUAUUGUAUUCUGUAUCUGAUAGAUACUGCUCUAUUUCCCUUGAAAUUUUAAAAUUUCUUGUGAGUUCACUGAGUGGGAACAGCAGACAGGGGUUUAAGUAAUUCCUUAUGCCCAGUGAACUAAGCGUAUCAAGGAGAAGGUAUUAUUAGUAUACAUGAGUUAGAAGCUACUGUUUAUACUUUCUUAUUUGAAUAUCAAUCAUUCUUUUAUCUAUGGUUUUUACGAAAUACGCAUAAAACUUAUAUGUACAUUUUUAAAAAAGCAAUUUCCACAUCAUUACCCAAGGAAAUAACUUUAAAUCUCCAAAGAACAAUUUUUAGGAAUCAGGCAAACUAUGGUUCACAGACCAAAUCCACCAGAGGCCUGUUUUUAUAAAUAAAGUUUUUAUUAGAACACGACAGUGCUCAUUUAUUUAUAUAUUGUCUGUUUUCACACCACUAGGACAGAGCUGAGAAGUUUUAAGAGAGACUGAACCGGAUUGCCCAGCAAAGCCUAAAAUGUUUCUCUCUCUACAAGAAAACAAAACAAAACAAAACAUUAAGCAACAACAACAACAAAAACAACCUGAUGACCCUGGUCAUUCAUAGCACCCAAUGCUUUUUUGCUGACAUCUAGGAAUAUUGAUUCCCAUGGUUUCCUCUACUAAGCUUAAGGUUCUUAUUUCCAGAGGAAGCAGGAGAGCUUUGUUCCUGUUGCAGAUGGUCUCACAGCAAUAAUUGUGCUGUAUGUACGACAUAACAAUGAAAUAGCCCUACAGAACUAAAAAUUCCAAAUUGCAUCAUUCCUGAAAAAAUAAAUUUAGAGUAUGAAAUGACCCGGUUAAGAAAGAGGAGAAUUAAAAAGAUUUCUAGCAUUUUGAGCACGUUUUAGAAAUUUGAUCACUAUAUUUAAAAUCAUGAAAAUUGAUUUCUUAUACUGAUACUUGCUCACAUUUAAGUCAAUCUUCAGCUGUUACUUCAGUAAAUGAAGAAAUAAGAGUGCCCUUUGGUUCUGAAUCCUUCAGAAUGUUCUUAAGUAAUUUUAUAUCUGCUGGAUUUUCAUUUAAUCAUUUUUAGGAAAUAAUAUGCUUUAUUAUUAUGUAGCUUUCUAUGAGCAUGUCAGGCUCAUCAAUAGCCCAGGGGGAGGCAGAGAGCCAAUUCUUUUAUGUAAGGAAGCUACUUUCCAAUCCCCAAUCUCAGUGAUCUGGGAGAUACUUCAUUUCUUUGAAAAGAGAGGGCCUUGAAUAAAUGCUUGCUUUUACUUUUCUCACAUACUCAGAAAUCCAAGAAGGGCGCUUCUCUUAGUCUAUUUGUGUCACAGAGAAAUGAUUCAUUCCACAAUAACUGCCUUAAGGGAAGCAGAUAACCCAGAUAUUGAAAAUGUAGGCAUCCAUGACCUUUGUUGACUUUGAACAUCUGUAGCCCAAAGGUUACAAAUGAGGUCUUGCAUAGAAAACCUAUCAGCUUAUUAUUAGGAACAUCUAAGAUAAUGUCAUGACUAACUAAACAAUAUGCUGUUUUCUUUAAACUGUUGCAAUAAUUAAUAGGACGUAUCACCAGGAUACACUAUAGAACUCAGGGUAAAAUGGAGAUGAAUUUUCUGCUCCUUCCUCACAGUUCCUGUAUAUAAGGAGACUUCACUGGAAUGGGAAAGGGAAGAGAUAAAAAGAUUAGGAGUCCAUGCUCCCACCUGCCUUUUUUUAUAAAUGAUCAGUCAGACCUUGAAGGCAGUUGUUCAGACUUAAAUUUACAUUUCUACAUUUCUCUCAAUAAUUGGGUCACCUGCUUCCCUUAGAAAUGAAUAGUUAAAGUCAAUAGCUAAGUUUCCUCUCAGAACCAGAUACUAAACAGUAGUACUAGUUUAGGGGAUAUUAGGCCUACCUCACAAGCACAUUUUAAGGAAAUUAUGUGUCAAUUUUGAAGCUUUCCAAUACGUCCCAGUCACCCAUUUUCUCAGUAAAUUUUCACUGAGAAACACUUAUGUAUGAUGAAGUAGUUCAGAGAUGAGCCCAAUGCUUCCCCUCUAGGAGUGAGCUUUGUAGUUGGAAGAGAAAAAAUACAGGUGUACAUACAUAACCUGUGCUAAAUUUAAGCAGGCAGUAAGUCCUCUAGGGAUGCAAAGAAGGAGAAAUUCCCUUCUGCCUGUAAUGAUGCUCUAGGAAAGCUUCAUGGGAACAGGCUGGAUGUGAAGGAUGGGGAGAAUCUUUGCAGAGAGGGAAGAGAAAUCUACAGAGUGGAGAAAUGCCAGGCCCAGUGGUGAAGGAACAGCACCUGUGUGAAAGACUAAACUCUACAGGGAAAUGUUCCUAAGUCUGCAGGAAAGUCUUGGAACUUGUGCAAAGUUUAAAUUAGACCUCCUUUCUUAGUCUGGGUAGAUAAGUGUGCAGCAUUUCCUCAGAGCACCCAGCCCUCUGUGAUCUCCUAUAUGGAGAUGGGUUAAUUUGGUGCAUUCCUAAGUAGAAUUAAAAAAUCACCCAACAUAUCCAAGACAGUUUUUCAAGUCACCCGUUGAAGCAAAGCCUCUGUCACUAAAAAUAAUAGCACACAAUGAGUGAUUUCUGAGUAAGCUUUGCAAAACCCCAAUAUCUGAAGAACUCCCUGGGACUCUAGAACAUCACCUAACCACCUGCUGAAGUUUUCCCAGUAGAAGCCCACGUCACGGUUCCUUCUGUCAUAGUUAUUUUCACCUUUAAGUUAUCAGACCUGAAAGGGCGAUCCCCACUGGGAUAGAAUCACACUUGAAAGUUUAGACUUCAAGAUGACUUGUAAUAAAGAAUUAAGUCUCCAGCAACAAAGUGUGUAAUUUUCACAACUGCUUUCCCCAAACAUCAAGCUGGUCCUGUCAAGGCCUCUCUCUUACCUCCCCCUCCCUUUUGUCUCUUGACACACCCUUCUGUAAAUCCCUUUUUACAUCACUCACUGCAGGCAGUAUUUGACUUCCAUCUUCAAGAAACUUAUUUUUAAAAAAUAUUUACCAACAAGUCAGAUUACACCUUAUAUAUCCUUUUAGUAGUCUUGCCACUUUACUUGUCUCAGAUAUUGUCUAUGAUUAGUGAAUGGCUGCAUGACUCGUCAGGGCCAAUGAAACAACAAAGGUUGGG